AGAGGAAGAGGACACAGGAAGCAGAAGCAGAGAGCGAGAAUUAGCGAAGCUAUAAGAAGAAACACUUUGACGCAUAGCAAGAGCAUUAAAGAGAGAGAUUUGUUGAUAAAGGCUUUUCUUUCUCUGUGCGCCGAAAAUGGCAAGUUUGAAUUUGAGGGAGACGGAGCUGUGUCUGGGGUUACCCGGCGGUGUCGGUGGCGAGGCGGUGGAAGCCGCCGUCACUCCAAAGGCCUCUGGUAACAAGAGAGCUUUCUCCGCAACUGUUGAUCUGAAGCUCAACCUCGCCGCCGAUGAUUCCAAGGAUGCCGCCGGCGAAGAAGAAGAAGAUCUCACCAAUCAGAACCACAAGAACAUCGCCUCCUCUAACAAGAACCCAACCAAGCCACCCGCAAAGGCACAAGUGGUGGGUUGGCCACCAGUGAGGUCAUACAGGAAGAACGUGAUGGCACAGAAGGUGAGCAGCGAAGAUGGGAAUACUGAGGAGAAGACGGCGGCGCCGCCAGCUCUGGCGACUGUCGGAGGAUCACUUGUGAAGGUGUGUAUGGAUGGUGCACCUUACCUUAGGAAGGUGGAUUUGAAGAUGUACAAAAGCUACCAACAACUUUCUGAUGCCUUGGCCAAAAUGUUCAGCUCCUUCACCAUGGGGAAGUAUGAGGGGGCCCAAGGAAUGAUAGACUUCAUGAAUGAGAGCAAGUUGAUGGAUCUGCUGAACAGUUCUGAGUAUGUGCCAACCUAUGAAGAUAAGGACGGUGAUUGGAUGCUCGUUGGCGAUGUCCCAUGGGAGAUGUUCGUUGAUUCAUGCAAGCGUCUCCGAAUAAUGAAAGGAUCAGAAGCUAUUGGACUUGCCCCAAGAGCCAUGGAAAAAUGCAAAAGCAGAAGCUGAUCAUCAAUAUUUCAAGAAAGUCUCGUACCAAAAGAAAAGAAGGAGAAGACUUAUUAAUUAAAUAUUAUAUGAAAAACCACUCAAGAAAAGAAAAGAAGAAGAACUUUAUAUUAUUGCUGGUGCAUGCAGCAGACAGACGAUGAUGAUGAUGAUGAAUCAGCAGAGUGUGUGAUGAUGCUUGUUUAGAGUUUCGAUUAUGUGUCUGUGUAUUUUUACUUUUAAUUUGUGUCAUAAAUAUAUGUAGAGGUAAUUAUAUAUAUUCAACUUUUUUAAGAAGCCAAAUCCAAUUAAAUACUACUUUGUCUCUAAAUAUAUAUAUAUAUAUAUAUAUAGAGUCUGUGUCUAGUUUGUUUCUUUAUAUUUCUAUAAUUGUCACUUUAUCAAUGUCUUUAAUUAAUUUGCUUGGUUAUCUCU
Messenger RNA from Neltuma alba, 1297 nucleotides. RefSeq names its product auxin-responsive protein IAA14. Lineage: Eukaryota; Viridiplantae; Streptophyta; Magnoliopsida; Fabales; Fabaceae. The coding region runs from base 137 to 883 and encodes 248 amino acids. The transcript has 5 exons. Gene Ontology annotation, cellular component: nucleus. Gene Ontology annotation, biological process: regulation of DNA-templated transcription. The record is from RefSeq and is a predicted model, not a curated record.